UUUCCCCAUAUAUAUCUCUUCUUAAAUCCUUGCUCCAAGCCCUUUUCCUGUGUGCUGUUUGUAUUGAGCAAAAGCAGCAAGAAUUGAUCUUGAACACACACUAGGAGGUGAAGAUGGCUUCUGGUGCAUCUCUGAAUCAGAGCUUGUUUGAAGAGCAAGAAAUGAUAAUGUCAUCACAGCUUGGGAUAUUCCCUUUCCACACAAACAUGUCAUCAUCUAAUUUCCCACUAGGGUUCAACCAGCCCCUCAAAACCCUCUCUCCUCCUUCACCUCUCACAACUCUUUCUGAUCACUCCACACUCACUAAGCAGAAGGAAGACUUCCCACCUCACUUCUCUGGACUCCCCCAGCUUCUCUCUUUGCAAAGAUCAGCUUCAAAUCACUGUUUUGAUUUUAGGGCAUGGGGUGGGUUGAGUGAUUGCAUGAGCAUGAAGAGGAAUGGUGGGGAGGAUCACCACCACCUCGGCGUGGCGGCGGUGAAGAUGAAGAAGAUCAAGGCAAGGAGAAAGGUUAGAGAGCCCAGGUUUUGCUUCAAGACCAUGAGUGAUGUGGAUGUUCUUGAUGAUGGCUACAAAUGGAGAAAAUAUGGGCAGAAGGUUGUCAAGAACACUCAACAUCCUAGGAGCUACUAUAGAUGCACACAAGACAAUUGUCGUGUGAAGAAGCGCGUAGAGAGACUAGCAGACGAUCCUAGAAUGGUGAUAACAUCGUACGAAGGAAGGCACAUCCACUCUCCAUCACACGACGAGGAGGACUCUCAAGGCGCCUCCCAACUCGGCAACUUCUUCUGGUAAUGCCAUGGAAAUAGAUCUCCAUGGUUGUAUCAAUUGUGUUUUUACUCGCCUUAUACUUAAGAAACCUCGAAAUAACGACACUCCAAAGGGAUAGAAACAUUGUAAUUUCAUUAUGAUAUCGUAUCAAUGCGCACCACCACCAUGCAAUUCGGAUCCUCCUUCUCGUAUUGUAUUUCAAUCUCGUAUUUUGCUCCACAAAUAACCGCUACUAGGUGUAACUCGUUUGUUAUGCCUAGGCGUGUACGAGAUUGAAAUACAAUACGAGAUAGAGGGUAUCGUACGUCAUUUAUGCAGCCCUCAUUUUAGUGGGCUGCCACUGUUUUGUAGUUACUAUCAUGUAUGUGAACUCUUCUAACAUGUUUAGUGGAGUGGGCUUGCAUUGUAACCUUGUUUUCAACUAGUAUUUCAUCAAGUCUUGGUAUUAUUUGAUCUCAA
This is a messenger RNA of Salvia hispanica, 1229 nucleotides long. It is a transcript of the gene WRKY13, whose product is annotated as WRKY DNA-binding protein 13. NCBI's taxonomy places the organism in Eukaryota, Viridiplantae, Streptophyta, Magnoliopsida, Lamiales, Lamiaceae. Gene Ontology annotation, biological process: regulation of DNA-templated transcription. Gene Ontology annotation, molecular function: DNA-binding transcription factor activity; sequence-specific DNA binding. The record is from RefSeq and is a predicted model, not a curated record.